UGAAGUGGAGAGCAGAACUGAUCAUUGUAAUAUGCAAAUCCAGCAAGUUGGAGUUUCAUUAAUAAGAGAUCGGCAGAAAUUGGCAGAGCUUUUGAGGAAAUGUUCACAAAGUUUGUUAUACGAUGAAGCAAAACAAGUACAUGGAGCACUACUUAGAAUGGGUUAUGAGUCUGAUCUAAUGAUAAACAAUGACCUUAUAGAUACAUAUGGAAAAUGUGGCAGAGCGGACAAGGCUCAUUCCCUGUUUGAUAGAAUGCCUAAAAGGAAUGUUGUUUCGUGGACUGCUUUGAUGUGUGGAUAUCUGCAGGUAGGCAAUGCCAAGGAUUCAUUACUGCUUUACAAUGAGAUGGGAUAUUCAGACGUAAGGCCUAACGAGUACACCCUGUCCACAAAUAUCAAAGCAUGCGGGAUAUUGGGUGCUGUAGAGAGUGGAAAACAGAUCCAUUCCAUGUCUAGCAAAAGUGGAUUUGAAGGGUAUCCUGUGGUUGGAAAUUCAAUCAUCGAUAUGUACUUGAGAUGUAGAAGAAUUGAUGAAGCUGAAAAAAUGUUCUAUUCAAUGCCAGUUACAAGUCUGAUAACAUGGAAUGUUAUGAUAGCAGGAUAUGCGCUAUCUGAAGGUACGGGUGCCAAAUCUUUGCAUUUCCUUCAGGAAAUGCAGAAACAAGGAGAAAUUCCAGACGAGUUUACACUCUCUAGCACUUUAAAGGCUUGUCGUGGCCUCAGAGCUAUUCAAGAAGGGAGACAAAUACAUGCCUAUCUAAUCAGACGAGGGUACUCCAUUUUGACCCAUAAAAUUCUUGCUGGUUCCCUGAUUGAUCUUUAUGCUCAAUGUGGAUACUUAUGUGAAGCACAAAAGGUGUUUAGUAAAAUGGAAGCAAAGAGUUUGAUAUCAUGGAAUGCUCUAAUGGUAGGUUAUGCUCGACAAGGAUGUUUUCCAGAGGCCAUCAGCUUGUUCAGGCAGCUCAGGUGGAGUAGCAUUCCUGUUGAUAGUUUCAUUCUGUCUAGCAUAAUCAAUGUGUUUGCAGACUUUUCUAUGGUGGAGCUGGGAAAGCAGAUGCAUUGCUACACCGUCAAAAUCCCCUCCGAUUUGGACAUGUCAGUAGCUAAUUCAAUUCUUGAUAUGUAUCUGAAAUGCGGUUUUACAGAUGAAGCUGGAAAAUAUUUCAGUAAGAUGCUAGUGAAAAAUGUAGUUUCCUACACUGUUAUGAUCACAGGGUAUGGAAAGCAUGGUCUUGGUAAGGAAGCAGUCCAACUUUUGAAGAAAAUGCAGCUAGAGAAUAUUGAGCCUGACGAUGUGACCUAUUUGGCUGUGCUCUCAGCUUGUAGUCACUCCGGACUAGUAGAGGAAAGCCAAGAAUGCUUCACAAAGUUGUGCAAUGAUUACCGGGUGAGGCCUAGAGUAGAGCAUUAUGCUUGCAUGGUUGAUGCCCUUGGUCGUGCCGGACGUCUUAAAGAGGCCAAGAACCUCAUAGAGAAGAUGCCAUUGAGACCUAAUGUAGGAAUAUGGCAAACUUUGCUUAACGCUUGUAGGCUGCAUAAAAAUGCUGAGAUUGGGAGAGAAGUAGGAGACAUACUCUUGAGGUUGGAUGGUGACAAUCUUGUAAACUAUGUCUUGAUAUCGAAUAUGUUGGCAGAUAUUGGGUGCUGGAGAGAGUGUGAGAGAUUGAGAGGAUUGGUGAAAGCAAAAGGAUUGAAGAAAGAAGCAGGACGUAGCUGGUAGAGAUUCAGGAAUUCAUACACAAACCGACAGCAGAAUGGAAAGAGGACUCGGAAGAAGAUGACUUGAACUUCGAGUGAAAAACUGGCUCUUCCUUUUGGCUUAAGAUGACAAUACAAUUCCUUCUUGAACAUUUUAUAGGUGCAGCUCUAAAUGCAUUCUCUGCUGUAGUAUUAGCCCCUGAUCAUUUUCCGCAUUUAACUCUAGAAGAUUUUCCUUUUCUGCAUUUUUGCAUAAAAUAAAAGGUAAAUUACAACUA
Messenger RNA from Sesamum indicum (sesame), 1976 nucleotides. Its product is annotated as Tetratricopeptide repeat (TPR)-like superfamily protein. The record is from RefSeq and is a predicted model, not a curated record. NCBI's taxonomy places the organism in Eukaryota, Viridiplantae, Streptophyta, Magnoliopsida, Lamiales, Pedaliaceae. Gene Ontology annotation, biological process: RNA modification. Gene Ontology annotation, molecular function: protein binding; RNA binding.